Messenger RNA from Oppiella nova, 201 nucleotides. The record is from the annotation of a GenBank genome assembly. Lineage: Eukaryota; Metazoa; Arthropoda; Arachnida; Sarcoptiformes; Oppiidae.
AUGUUUGCUUUACUUGAGAUCUCCUUAACGGUUGUGAGUGAGAUGUGGACAGUGGUUGAGAGGACUGUUGGCCUGAGGCCUGUUGUUUGGCCACAGGCGUUGCACACCGGCUCUCCUAAACUAUUUCGCCGCCAUAAGGAUGUGUUAGUCGUCGAACAGUUGGAACACGAAAGGCCUGAACGUCUUGAUUGUGUCUAUUAG